AUGGCGGACGCUCUUGCAUCACAAUUGAACAACACAAGCUUAGGGGAACCAAACUCGGAUGGGAAAUGGAGAGAUCAGCUAAAGCCCCCUGUGAAAGAUGGAAGGCCGCAGACAGAGGAUGUUACCGCAACCAAAGGCCUCGAGUUUGAGGAUUUCUAUAUUAAGCGCGAACUUAUGAUGGGUAUUUUUGAGGCUGGAUUCGAGAAACCUUCUCCAAUUCAGGAGGAAACAAUUCCUGUCGCCCUCACUGGUCGAGAUAUUCUGGCGCGAGCGAAGAAUGGCACAGGGAAAACAGCAGCUUUUGUCAUCCCUACUCUGGAACGCAUAAAUCCCAAAAGCACAAAAACGCAGGCCCUCAUCCUUGUCCCAACAAGAGAGCUUGCGCUUCAAACAUCCCACGUUUGCAAAACAUUAGGAAAACACCUUGGAAUCAACGUCAUGGUAACCACAGGAGGAACCGGAUUGAUGGAUGACAUCAUCAGAUUGAAUGAGGCUGUUCAUAUUCUUGUCGGAACUCCAGGAAGAGUAUUGGACCUAGCUAGCAAAGGCGUUGCUGAUUUGUCCGAAUGUCCCACCUUUGUCAUGGAUGAAGCAGACAAGUUGCUGUCACCUGAAUUCACACCUGUCAUUGAGCAGCUCCUUUCAUUUCAUCCCAAGGACCGUCAGGUCAUGCUCUUCAGCGCAACAUUUCCUUUAAUUGUGAAAUCAUUCAAGGACAAACACAUGCGCAAUCCCUAUGAAAUCAAUCUUAUGGAUGAACUCACUCUCCGGGGAAUCACUCAAUAUUAUGCCUUUGUGGAAGAAAAACAAAAGGUCCAUUGUUUAAACACUCUUUUCUCCAAGUUACAGAUAAACCAGUCGAUUAUCUUCUGUAACUCUACAAACCGUGUUGAGCUUCUUGCAAAAAAGAUCACAGAAUUGGGCUAUUCUUGCUUCUACUCACAUGCCAGAAUGCUCCAACAACAUCGCAACCGAGUUUUCCACGACUUUCGAAACGGUGUCUGCCGUAAUCUUGUCUGCUCUGAUUUGCUGACUCGUGGUAUUGAUAUACAAGCUGUCAACGUUGUCAUAAACUUUGACUUCCCCAAGAAUGCUGAAACCUAUCUACACCGAAUUGGUCGAUCUGGUCGUUUCGGGCAUUUGGGUCUUGCAAUAAAUCUGAUCAAUUGGGAUGACCGUUUUAAUUUGUAUAAAAUUGAGCAGGAACUGGGAACAGAAAUACAACCUAUCCCCCAGAAUAUCGACAAGAAGCUUUACGUAUACGAUUCACCAGACACCAUUCCGCGCCCAAUCGCCAACGUUUCUCAGACACAGCUAGCUCCAACCACGGCCCAGAAUCAGAGCUCAGGGGAUCGUCGCCACAACCAUCACUCAAACGGAGGCCAUUUCCAAUUUAGCCGAGGCCGGGGCUCAUACCGUGGUGGUCGGGGACAGGGUCAACGCCGCAACAUGCAGAAUGAGGCAAAUAAGCUUAACUCUCCCCAGAACUAG
Aspergillus tanneri is the source of this 1491-nucleotide messenger RNA. RefSeq names its product DExD/H-box ATP-dependent RNA helicase DHH1 (gene dhh1). The transcript has 4 exons. Gene Ontology annotation, cellular component: P-body; cytoplasmic stress granule. NCBI's taxonomy places the organism in Eukaryota, Fungi, Ascomycota, Eurotiomycetes, Eurotiales, Aspergillaceae. The record is from RefSeq and is a predicted model, not a curated record. Bases 1 to 1491 code for a protein of 496 amino acids. Gene Ontology annotation, molecular function: mRNA binding; RNA helicase activity; ATP binding. Gene Ontology annotation, biological process: P-body assembly; cytoplasmic stress granule assembly.